Molecule: messenger RNA, 1590 nt
Organism: Penicillium diatomitis
Lineage: Eukaryota; Fungi; Ascomycota; Eurotiomycetes; Eurotiales; Aspergillaceae
Exons: 6
Coding region: 1-1590 (529 amino acids)
Biological process (GO): nuclear membrane fusion involved in karyogamy; karyogamy involved in conjugation with cellular fusion
Cellular component (GO): endoplasmic reticulum membrane
Source: RefSeq, a predicted model, not a curated record
AUGAAACAAUUCACCUCGCCUCUCCUGCUCUGCCUCGCCUUUGUCGUUGCUGAAUUGACUGGGGCAGUCUCGUCUGGACAAGAUACUCCUGCAACCUUGCUGCACGACUCUCAAAAUGAGAGCAACGCAGUGAGCUACCUAACCUCCAAGAACCAUCAACCUGACUCGGUUUUCACUCAAGCCGUCCAUCUUCUCCAAUCAUUAAACACCUCUCCGUCCUGCAAUCGCCUUGCCGCAACCAAGCUAGUGACAUCGUGUCAAGAGCUCGGCGGGAAAAGCCACUCUGAUCCCCAUACCAACCAGGAACUUGAUCUAACCCGCUCUAUAUACGCUGCACGUCUAGCAAUUUGUGAACUCGAGGGAGCCUCUGCUCUCAUUCCGCAGCCAUGCAUCCCAGUGGCAGUUACGAUGCCGACACAGUCCACCUCUUCCCACUUUAAAUUCUUCCGCAGGUUCACGCCUACCAAUCCCGACGAGAAGGACCUGUCGAAGCCGGAGUUGGAACUCUGUCUGAAGACUUUAGAGUCUCGUCCUCAGUGGUGGACAUCGUACAGCAACAACCGCCAAAAUGCGAUGAUCAUCUGCCAAGCGUCGCGCACCGAGACUGAAAAAGAUGAGAUUCUCAACCUGCAUCAGGCAAUCGCAGAGGGGUCUAUCAAACUCAACGAGGGCCUGCAGGAAGCUCUGCGCCAGGCGGAAAAGAGCGCAGCUGAGCAGCAAGAGUUCCUUCAACGUGUGCUGGCGCUACAGCAACAAGUUUCGAAAGAACUGGACGAGGAAAGAAGGGCAGUUGAGGGUAUUUUCGACAAAGCCAUGAGAAGAAUGGAACACGGCUUUGAAACUGUCAAUGCAGCGAUCAGCACGACGCUGGGCAGAUUGCACACGGAGUCGUUGGUCCUGAAGCAGGAUAUACAAACCUCAUCCUCUGAGGUGAAAUCGCUUCAGCAAGCGUUGCUCGCCGCUCAUCAGGAAACCAUUACCAGAAGUCAUGAACUUGCGCAGUCGCAGCAGCGAGACUCAAUCGCCGCCAAAGCAAUUUCUUCCGACCUUCAACAUUCUCUCCAGUCCUUGGCGGACACCGACAUAUCCGACCUUUCCCGUCAGAUGGCCAACAUGGACCAAGCGUUGGAAUGGCUCACCAACCGCUUAAUCGUCGCCCUCGAACAAGAAAGUAAACUGGCCGAGCGACUCCGAAUCAUGGACCGCUCCGUGGACCAAACACAAUCCAAAGCCGUCGAGCUCCAACGCAUCCAACACUUGCAAACGCAAGAGUUAUCCGCCCAGCAAAAAGCCCAAGAACACAUUCGACUCAAUGCCCAAGUAUCACAAGCUUUGCUAGACAAAGCCACGACUUCGGCCGCUAACCUUCACACUCUCCUUGACGAGGCCGCACUCAAGUUCAAACAGACGCCCGGUCUUCACCAGACUGGUCUAUCGGGUUGGACUCUGUGCAUCGUGAUACUCAUUCUUGUGGGGGUACAGAACUUCAAGGCUGCGUGGGGGCUGGUAUUUUUCAUUUUUGGGCAUUUGAUCGCUACGACAGUUUUCCCUCUUCUUAGAGUAUAUCGUUCUUCGUUGUUGCCCCUUUGA